This is a messenger RNA of Saccoglossus kowalevskii, 3360 nucleotides long. RefSeq lists its product as uncharacterized. Lineage: Eukaryota; Metazoa; Hemichordata; Enteropneusta; Harrimaniidae. The record is from RefSeq and is a predicted model, not a curated record.
CCCUGUGACACGGUGUCCACAACGCUAUUCCCUUGGUUCAGCUAACAUCAUGAAGAGCCUUGUGAAACUCAAGCUGCACUGUAUUAAUAUACACAAAGACACCACAAGACUGUUGAAAUUUUACCUUCUUAUCGCCAUGUCUGGCUUUCUAUGCGUAUUUCUCGUUAAAGUUCACAACAACCCUAGUUUGAUUCGCUCAAUAGAUUCACUUCAAUUUUCCAGUGACAGCGACGAGGACAAAAUGUGGCAGAUGGAUCUACAGGAAAUAAUGACAGACAUGGGACUCAAAGCGACAACAGAGUCGCCAGAAAACUUAUUGGACACUGGCGACAAUAUGAUGACAUUCACUUUCGCUGCACAAUUUUCCACAGUAGUCCAAGAUGACGAUGGACCAUAUAUGAUGACAUCAAAACCAUCGAUACCAGAUACAGAUAUACAAAAAACACCUGCACCCAAUGAUUUUGUGGCAUUAACAGAAGAUGAAUUGGAAACUAAAGGAACGGAGGAUGAUACUUUUCCGCCUUUGAUAAUUGCAGAUAGAAGUAAUGCAGAAGAAAUGGCGUUUGAUGCAUUAAGAUUGUCCCAAGGUGAUAGAUUACAAGCAGGCCCUCUAGGGGAUGACCAGUACGACGAGUUUGACUUAGGAGCAGAUGCAAAUGCAGCUGAUAUGGACUUCAAACCAAUAAGACUUGAUGAAUGGUUAACAACCCCAAAUCCCGACAAAAAUAAAGCACCCUUCCAUGAAGAGAAAUAUACCACACUUUCUCCUGCUCAGGCUCUUGGUGGGCAGGCACCUUUCCCUGCUCUUCCACAGAAUGUUCCACUGGCAUACCAGCCUGGUGGCCAAGCUGUUCCACAAGCUAUGCCACAAUCGUUGGGUAAUCAAAUGAAUGUUCCCUGGGUUCCCCAAGCUGUACCACAAAUGAAUAUUCCUGGUGUUCCUCAAGCUGUACCCCAGGCUGUCCCACAAAGCUUAGAUAGUCAAAUGAAUGUUCCUGUUGUUCCCCAAGCUUAUUCUCAGUCUGAAGCAAAGGCUGAUGUUCCACAAGCAGUGCCAUACGACCAGCCUGAUUCCCCUGUAAUGCCUGAUCUGGAAAUAAUGUACAAGCCACAAAUUCCAAUUGUUGUAACAGAAGCUCCAGCCCCAGAAAUACUUCCAAAGGAAUAUAUAAUGUCAAAAGGACAAAUGGUUGAUGUUAAAGAGUUCCGCCCUAGAUAUCUGUUUCCCAUGUUCCGAUUAGGUGUUGGUGGUCCAAAUUAUCAAUUCAAUAGUUUGAAAACAGCCAUUGGAUUUGCUAUUAAACAUGGUAGAACAUUGGUUAUAUCUCCAUUUUUCCCUCGUCACAUGAUUAAUAUAGCAGACAGAAGACUAUUCAAUGAAACAUUUGAUCUAGUCAGACUAAGUAACAUUGUACCAAUUGCAUCUGUGGCCCAGUUUAAAGCGGACUGUGAAAGUACUGUUGGUGUAGUUGUCCAUGGACCUCCGGUCACUAAAGGAAAAAGUUCUGUUACGUAUGAUCAAGUAUAUGAAACUGUCAGGAUACGAUUAGGUAACAUAUUUGGAAUGAAGUUCCCUGGAAAAAAUUUUGUGCCGAAAACAGAAACUGAAAGCCUGAAUAAGAUUGUUGACUCUGAUAAAGCUAAAUGUCUUGGAAUAUACUGGCCACACAAUCUCGGAAAGUUGCCUGCACCAGUAUUCAACCAGGACAUGCUACCAAGAAUAGAUUCUCAUCUCAAGAAAAUUCCUUCAAUUCAAGCAAUGGCCAGAGUGUUUAUCAGACUUCUCUUCAAAGGCUGUCAAUUUAUGUCUGUACAUUGGAGCCUCAAUGAAGAUGUCAAGAAAAUAUGGUGCGAGGUUAUGGUACCCAAAGAAAAGAGGACAGCAUGUUACACUUCUCCAAUGCCGUCCCAUAAUAUUUCAGGCAUAUUAACUUCAGUGAUGGAUAAACACCAACUCGACUGUGCAUAUGCAGCUUUGAGCCCAGACACAAUGUUGGGGCACAUGCGGGAUCUAUCGAUGUCCAUAAAGGGAAUCAAGACUUUCAAUAACAUUUUUGAGUUGAACACGCCAUACCGAUUACUGCUCAAAUCCAAUGAAUACUUGUUAUCAUUAGUCGAACAAGAAAUAAGCGUCAGGGCUAAGUUAUUUGUAGGCGUUUCAAAUUCAUGGUGGACAUACCAUGUGGCGAGAGAAAGAACAGCACAAGGCUCUGAAACACUAUACAUUCAUGAUUUUGUAUUGCCGUCGUAUUUGAACAUGUCAUCAAGUGCAUCUGGACCAAUGGUUCCAAGGCCUUUGGCUCCACAGGUUCAAAUACAAGCCGCAAAACAAAUACCAAAUACUGGAGGUCAAGGACAGGGAGGACAGGGACAAGGGCAGAGUGGUGGUGGUGGUGGUGGUCAGGAAAAGAAAGACGGGAAUACUCCCUGGAAACCACCAACAGGUCAAAACCAGCAGAGUCCUUGGAAAAAACCAGAAGGUCAACCCCAGCAGCAGAGUCCUUGGAAAAAACCAGAAGGUCAACCCCAGCAGCAGAGUCCAUGGAAACCACCAGCAGGCCAAAACCAACAGAGUCCUUGGAAAAAACCAGCAGAUCAAAACCCGCAGAGCCCAUGGAAGCGACCAGAAGGUCAAGAUCAGGGUGACAAGAAACCGACUGGGCAGAAUGCGGGUAAUCCAUGGAAACCUCCAGCAGGACAAAAUCAGGGUAAUGCAUGGAAACCACAGGGCCAAAACCAGGGUUCUCAAUGGAAACCACCAGCAGGUCAAACGGGUAAUAAUCAGUGGAAACCACAGAAUGAAGGGAAUAAGUGGAAACCGCCUCAGAACCAAGCUAGCCAAUGGAAACCACAAAAUCAACAACAAAAUCAAGCACAGAAGCAAUGGGGCGGGGGUCCUGAUGGCGGUGGAAAAGGUGCCGGGCAGCAGUGGUGGUAAAAGUUUAUAGUUGGUUAACGGACUAUUUUUUGUCAAAUUAAAUGAUUUCUUUUUACAUUCGACUAGAAUGUCAGACAGGCCAAUAGCACUGUUUCCCAUAUGACAUUAAUGUUCUGAGCAUUCAAAUUUAAGUUCUGGACUUUGAACUAAAUUCAAAUUCUGAGACUUUGAACAAACUGUGCUGUCACAACAUUAACUUUGAGUAACAGCUCAUACUACCUUGUAUGAUGGUAACAUAUAUCCUCAGAUCAGACACUAAUUAUGGCCAAUUUUAAGCAACUUUGAGUGAAUUAACGUCUACAUGUCGGCAAGAUAACAGAGAGUCGCCAUCAAAUGUUAACGAGGUAGUGGGAUUACAAAAUAUGGUGAAUGGUAAAAAAUAGAAUUUUCGAAAUUGAUGUAUAAUUACAAUAGAACAAUAA